UUUAUGUUUUUAGCCUUAUUUAUUAUUGUUAAAAUUGGAGCCAUGCCAGCUGCUGUGCGCAAAUUUCGUCGCGAGACCAGCGAAAUCAGCUGCUGUCUUAAAUACCUUCUGUUCGCUAGUAACGUGAUCCUGUGGCUCUCGGCCUUGGUAGCCCUUUCUAUUGGCAUCUGGGCUUGGAGUGAGAAGGAUAUGUUCCGCAACAUCACUAGGUUGCACUUUAUCGCGCUUGACCCGGCGUUUGUGCUGAUCAUCCUUGGCGGGAUCACCUCUCUGCUCGGUUUUAUGGGUAGCGUUGGUGCCUUGCGGGAGAACACUUGCCUACUUGCGGCAUACGCCAUCUUUUUGAGUGUUUUGCUCAUUGCUGAGAUCGGCUUUUGUGCUGUGGCCUUCGUGCUCAAGGACAAGGGCUGGAUCAAGGACCAGGCCACCGAGGGACUGAAGGCUUUUAUACGGCACUAUCGUGAGGAUGCAGACCAGCAAAACCUUAUCGACUGGAUCCAGGAGGAUUGGCUGCAGUGUUGCGGCAUUGACGGGCCGAAGGAUUGGGAUAGCAACAAUUACUUUAAUUGCUCCUCCAUCGCUAUCGGCAGCAGGGAGGCGUGCGGAGUGCCCUUUUCCUGCUGUCGUCGGCGUCCGCAGGAGCUUAUCAAGAACAAACAAUGCGGCUACGACGUGCGCAAGGAAGGUCAUCCGGUGGAUAGAAACAUACAUGAGCGUGGUUGUUUGCGCGCUGGCGAGGAUUGGCUGGAAGCACACCUUAUUAGUGUGGCGAUCUGCUGCGUGGCCGUCUUUGUUCUGCAGGGCAUGGAAUUGUCCAAAAUAAUCUAUGAAAAGGGCUGCGUUCAAGCUGGCGAAGAAUGGAUGGAGCACAAUUUGAUUAUUAUUUCCACUGCUGUUAUUGUUGUGAUGUUUUUCCAGAUUCUGGGAAUUUGCUUCGCUCAAAACCUUCGCGCCGAUAUUUAUACGCAGAAGUCAAAAUGGCACUGACAAAUGGGUCUUGCUGCCCCCACAGCUCUUUAGAAAAGAAUAAAAGGCAGCUAAGGACUUGGAGAACAAAAGGUAUCCUAUUACGAACUACAAGCACUACUUCGAACAAAAAAACUUGGAUACUCAUCUACUCUCCGGUUAGUUAACUAUACUAUGCAUUCCUGACCCAUAACCUUUACCCUCUUUACUAAAGCAAACACAUUCCGUCUUUGUGGACAUUGACUAAUAUUAACUAGGUUGCCAAAUUUGUUGCUAAUUUCUCGUUGGCUUUCCACUGCCUAAAAACAAAAAGAAAACGAAAGCGAAACACUUUAAUUAGAUUUUCUGAACUUUUUACAAUGAAAGUAAAAGAAAACAUAGGAAAAGCGAAAAAUGUAUCUUGAAAUGCAGCUGUGAUAUAUUUUUAAAGAAAUGUACAGAGAAAGAUAUUCAACAAUUUUCAACAAAGCAAACGAACAUUACACGCAACUCAUUCCUAAUCUGAAAAAAUACUGCCUAGCACAACAGAUGUUUGUCAUAAAAAUAAUAUGUUAAUACUUAUUUUUGUAAGCGAAGAGCCUCCUUUUGUGUGGGGGUAGGAAUAUCACAAAAAAAGAGAAAACAUGCUUUUUAAUAUUAACGAGCUUAACCUAAAGUAAAGCAUAAAAUAGUAAUAUAUUUUUGCAACUCGCAAUUCUGAUUGAUGUUUUAAAAAGCGCACUUAUAAUAUGCUAAAAUAAAGCAAACUUGAAUUCGCUCUUGUACCUUUUUAAAUCUUUAUUGCAAGCAUAUGUAGUGAUUGAAGACUGUCAAUAUUUUUAACAAAUUUUGCAAACACUACUCCUGCGUGUCCGGAGAAGUCUUAAAAUAAAUUAACGAAGACGUUGUCAAUACAAAAAUAUGUAUGUAAAUCACUGCCCUACAAAAAUUUAAUUUAUGUUUUAGUUAUUGAAUGAGCUGAAAAGUUAACUACUGUUACUGUAAUGGCAAGUAUUGCCUAAACACUAACUAAUACGAUUUUCAAAAUGCACCGAUUAAUCGCCCCAAAAAAGGUUAUUGAUUUGUAAACAUGUUCUGUAACGAAAACUCCGUUCAACAUUUAAAGAGACUUUAAAUUAUAUCCCAAAUCGAAAUUACAACAAUGCUGAUAUACUUACCUUUAUUUGAAAAAAAAACAUAAAACAUAUUAAGAGAAUCUCCAUUUGCCAACAACAUUGUGGAUACAAAUACAUAAGAGAAUAUAAGCUAAUAAAAAAUAACGAUGUGAACAAUUAUGAUUAUAUUAACAAACAUUACAUUAAUUUGGGAUCGGAAAAGUCAAUUAUUGACAAGCUGAAAGUAAAAACGAGUCAGUCAACCAAACAUAAACAACAGAUUAUUUAAGCAUAGACUUACUUAGGUAAUAUAUGAUAAGAUUUAGAAAAUGUAUUACAAAGCUUAACAAGGGUUGUUAAAAAAAAUAAAAAUUGCUUCAAAUAACGAAA
This is a messenger RNA of Drosophila ficusphila, 2450 nucleotides long. It is a transcript of the gene Tsp26A, whose product is annotated as tetraspanin-17. The transcript is spliced from 6 exons. Gene Ontology annotation, cellular component: membrane. The coding region runs from base 4 to 987 and encodes 327 amino acids. The record is from RefSeq and is a predicted model, not a curated record. Gene Ontology annotation, biological process: protein maturation; protein localization to plasma membrane. Lineage: Eukaryota; Metazoa; Arthropoda; Insecta; Diptera; Drosophilidae.